Eriocheir sinensis (Chinese mitten crab) is the source of this 1183-nucleotide messenger RNA. Its product is annotated as ryncolin-1-like. NCBI's taxonomy places the organism in Eukaryota, Metazoa, Arthropoda, Malacostraca, Decapoda, Varunidae. The record is from RefSeq and is a predicted model, not a curated record. The transcript has 5 exons. The coding region runs from base 19 to 690 and encodes 223 amino acids.
GACUGUGCCGACCACCUCAUGGGCGGAGCCACGGUCAGCGGGGUGUACGAGAUCUACCCCUUCACGUGCACGUGCGGCAGGUCUGUGCAGGUGUGGUGCGACAUGGAGACGGACGGCGGCGGCUGGACGGUGUUCCUGAACCGCCAGAACCAGGCAAGCCAACUCGACUUCAACCGCACGUGGGACGAGUACAAGGAAGGCUUCGGCAGACCCUACGAGGAGUACUGGAUGGGUCUGGAAACACUUCACGUUAUGACCUUCGGACGCACCUACUCGCUGCGCCUGGACCUGGAGGUGGCGUCGUCGGGGCUGCGAGAGUACGCGACACACGCCAUCGUGAAGGUCGAGGACGAGGACACCGGCUACAAGAUCGUCACGAGCGGCACAGAGGCAGGAAGUUCCAACAGCCGAUACUGUUUUCGCUACAUGAACUACCGCUCCUUCACCACGGUGGACCGGGACUACGACUACCUGUAUAACGACAACUGUGCAGCCGCGCAGGGAGGCGCCUGGUGGUACUACAAUUGCAAGUACUUCAACCCCACCAGUACCUACGACUCCUUCAUCGCCCUAAACUGUUAUGGCACAAGCGAGAGGAACGUGACGAGUCUGCAGGUCAAGAUACGGCCGGCCAUCUGCGACACGUCCCUCAAGACCAUCCACGCGCGGGAAAUGAGCUGCGGCUGUUAGGGUUUCCAAGACGCCUCCCGCCCUCGCCACCUUCAGCUUCGUGUGAGAGGUGAAAAGCAAGCUGUGAACAUAAUAUAGUCUGAAGCACAUCCUGGCGUCGUGAGGACCUGUUUGCUUCACGAUAGUUUACAUCUAUAUGGGCUAGUUAUUUAUAUGUUAUUUAUCAUGUAACACGUAUGAAGACCCACUCGGUGAAGAAAGUAAUAGUGUAACAAACGUAAAUGUAAAUAUCAUCUAUUCCUAAGAGAGAGUUUCGAGAUAAGCCAUAAAAUUUAUCCGUUACUUUCGCUUAUACGAUCACUGAGAUUUCAUUGUAACACUGGUAAAGAGGAUGAUGAAGAAACACCCAUGAUCUUCAGCACGUCCCCGAGUUACACCUACACCGCUGGGGCAGGUGACGCAGCUCCGCACGCACCUCGUUGUGUUGCUGAUCAGGUGUGAGCGGUUGUCAUGAUAUUCAAUCACUACUGUAUCUAUUGGAGUAAUAAAUAUU